CAGUCCAGCCACAUCUCCAAACAUGCAUUUCAUCAGGUGUGCUGCAGUGGCUGGACUGCUGGUCACCAUUUGCAGAGCAGCAGUGGUGACUGAGAAUGGCUUCCCUAUCCUCUGGGAAAAGGCCCCAGCCCUUCUGUCUGAGCUUCCACAGGCUGAUGGAGUGGUCAAAUUGGACCCAUGGGACUACUUGCAGAGGACGGCCAUGUACAGGCUGAUGAUCAAUGCCACAGAUCCCUUCAUGAGCUCCAUGGGCCCUGGAGCCACUGAGAACCCACUCUGGGGGCUUCCUCUCCAGCUGGGCUGGAAGCUCAAAUCAGGUCGGCUGGUCGAUCCUACAGGUGUGAGUACCUGCGGGCAGGAGAGCUCCGACCCAGUGUGCAUUGCUGCCAGCAGCUGGUGGGGGUGUGCGAACUACCACCUGUCUGUGAUUCCGUUCCUGGCGGCUGUUGAGGCAGGUGUGGUGGGAGAUGGUCAGGCUAAGUUGGAGGUUCAGGUACCUGCUGAGCUGGCUAGCGAUUAUUGCUCCAGCACCUGUUCCAGUGUGCACCCUGAUGCCGUACAAAAAUGGGUCACAUUUUUUCAGUCUCUGAAGACCAUCAGUGCAUCGGAAGCGAGUGACGAUGACAAGAAGGAUCAGAUUCUGGGUUUAAUGUGGUCAGCUCAGCUGGCCUCCCUCGAUGCGGCCAGCAGCACCUGCGCUAAUAAGAUGACACAUUACUCCAGUACGGAGAAGUCCUUCAUUGAAAGCUGGCUGAACUCUGGUCAGUACGUGGGGGCCUCCCACUUCCACUCCAGCUUGGAGAAGUCUGUGCAGUUCAUGACGCCUCUGCCCAGCCGAGUGCUGCAGGAGACGGACAGUCCACCCAAAAUUGCUGACCUCAGUGCUGAGGAAAACCACACCCUGCACACCUUCGGCUGGAUGACCAGUGUCAACAAACUACUCGGUGGAACUCUGACCUCAAUGUGGCAGCGCGCAAUGUGCUCGGCCGCUGCCCGCGCGAAAGGUCGUGCCCUGCUGGAAGACCUAGUCCUCAAUCCACAGUUCCCCACCUCCAGCAUGCUGGGCGUCCUGACCGAGAUGAUCACCAAAUGCUGAGAAGAGCCUCCAUUAAUCUAUUGAAGUCCAGAGAUUUACCCAGUUUUUCACCUCUUACCCCACAUGUAGUCCAUCAGUCAACACUAGACUGGAGCUAUAAGGCUAAAGUAGCUAACAAGUAAUGAAAGCUUGUAUCACAGCAAUUAACCCUGAGCACACUCUCCCGACUAAUAUAGAUAAGUGUCUCAUUCACCACCAGAAACCACAUAAUUAAGUCUAUUACAAGCAAGUUAACGGCUCCACACUUUGAGGAGAGCAGGCGUGCAGUUACCUCCAUGCAAAUUGAUGAGUCCUUAGCUUUUCUUCCCUCCCUGCUAGAAAACAAGCACAGACCACCACCGUGGUCUGGUCACCAGCUAAGUCAGCAUGUUGCGUUUUGGAUGCUGGUAUGCUUGUCCAUCAUCAUGACUACGUUGGGUGACCAACUAAUCCAGCACCAGACCCGCAUAAACCAGCUCACAGCUUUUUUCAGCUGCAUUAGCUACAUGAGCCUCGUAGCUCCAGUGCAAAACUAAGGAAGCAACCUUCAACAUGUUAAUGCUGCUGGUGUCAAUGUCAGGCAGUAGCCACCACUUAGCAUGAUGUGACUGUCGUAAUUCCAAUUGCUCGCUGUUCACUUUCAUUCAUUUAGCAACAUUAACAUUAUUGAUUGAACCACUGAUCCUUUGAAACUGGGCUCCUCGGCCCUGGACCAUGCAUGUUUUUGUAUUAUUCCAGCCGCCCACACACCUGAUGCAGAUCAUCAGAUGCUGCUAACCUGGCUCAGGUGUAAAGAAAAAGGAGGAUUCACCCUUUCAUAACUUGCUGUUUCCCUUUUGGUUUUUCUAAAAUGUUUGAUUAUUGGACUUUGCUGGAACACGUUGUGUCUGUGAAUAAACGCCACACUCCCCAACAUCCAUUAUAUCUAUUAGAUCCCAGGCAAAAAUCACAGGUCAUUUCUCUCCAGCCCCCCCAGAAAGAGACUUGUUGCUAUGCCACACCAGUGGUAGGUGCUUUCUGUUAUGGUGCUACUGGUUUUGAUGCUUUAUUUCAGAAAAAUGUACCAUUGAAUAUUGUACUUAAAUGACCCAUGUCUUGGAAAACUGAAUCUCCCAAAAUAAAAGCCGAAUAAAAGAC
This is a messenger RNA of Pygocentrus nattereri (red-bellied piranha), 2212 nucleotides long. RefSeq names its product protein leg1a. Bases 23 to 1096 code for a protein of 357 amino acids. The transcript is spliced from 6 exons. NCBI's taxonomy places the organism in Eukaryota, Metazoa, Chordata, Actinopteri, Characiformes, Serrasalmidae. The record is from RefSeq and is a predicted model, not a curated record.